Molecule: messenger RNA, 3327 nt
Organism: Dama dama (fallow deer)
Lineage: Eukaryota; Metazoa; Chordata; Mammalia; Artiodactyla; Cervidae
Gene: GATA6
Product: GATA binding protein 6
Exons: 7
Coding region: 308-2086 (592 amino acids)
Biological process (GO): epithelial cell differentiation; positive regulation of transcription by RNA polymerase II; negative regulation of transcription by RNA polymerase II
Cellular component (GO): nucleus
Molecular function (GO): RNA polymerase II cis-regulatory region sequence-specific DNA binding; DNA-binding transcription factor activity, RNA polymerase II-specific; zinc ion binding
Source: RefSeq, a predicted model, not a curated record
GGCCCCGCGGACAUCCCGCACAGCCUGUGUGUCCCUAAGGUCUGAGACUUCGGUCUCCGCCCUGGCGCCCCACCUUCCCAAGGCUGGGUUGUAUUUCACUCCGGGGCUCGCGUUCUGUCUCGUCAGCGCAGUCCAGGAAGCUCUGGGAAAGCCCGAGUAGGAGAACGCGACGGUUUCGUUUUCGGGGGACAGGUUGCCUACUCUACGCUAAUGAUUUUCACGCGGGCAGCCCUCACCCCGAGGCAUUUCGGGCGAGCGACCGCGUCUCAGGAGCUAAAAGUCAGUUUGCAGCGGCGCAGGACCGUGGAUGGCCUUGACUGACGGCGGCUGGUGCCUGCCGAAGCGCCUUGGGGCCGCGCCUCCUGGGGACGCCAGCGACUCCGGAGCCUUUCCAGCGCGGGAGCCCUCCACGCCGCCUUCCCCCCUCUCCUCCUCUUCUUCCUCCUGCUGCUCUCGGGGUGGGAAGCGCGGCCCGGGCGGCGCCAGCAACUGCAGGACGCCGCAGCUCGACACGGAGGCGGCGGCGGGACCCACGGCCCGCUCGCUGCUGCUCAGUCCCUACGCCUCGCAUCCCUUCGGGGCUCCCCACGGACCUUCGGCGCCGGGGAUCUCGGGCCCCGCGGGCGCCCUGUCGAGCUGGGAGGACCUACUGCUCUUCGCUGACCUCGAUCAAGCCGCGACCGCCAGCAAGUUGCUGUGGUCCAGCCGCGGCGCCAAGCUGAGCCCUUUCGCGCCCGAGCAGCCGGAGGAGAUGUACCAGACCCUCGCCGCCCUCUCCAGCCAGGGGCCUGCAGCUUACGACGGCUCGCCCGGUGGCUUCGUGCACUCGGCGGCCGCCGCCGCUGCAGCCGCGGCCGCCGCUAGCUCCCCGGUCUACGUCCCCACCACGCGCGUGAGCUCCAUGCUGCCCGGCCUGCCGUACCUACAGGGGGCGGGCGGCGGGCCCGCCAAUCAUGCGGGGGGCGCGGGCGCUCACCCCGGCUGGCCCCAGGCCUCGGCCGACAGCCCCCCGUACGGCAGCGGAGGCGGCGCGGCAGCCGGCGGGGCGGCGGGGCCCGGCAGCGCCGCCUCGGCCGCGGCUCACGUCUCGGCGCGCUUCCCCUACUCGCCCAGCCCGCCCAUGGCCAACGGCGCGGCCCGGGACCCCGGGGGCUACGCGGCAGCCGGCGGUGGGGCCGCGGGCGGCGUGAGCGGGGGCGGCGGCGGCCUAGCGGCCAUGGGCGGUCGCGAGCACCAGUAUGGCUCGCUGUCGGCCGCGCGGCCGCUGAACGGGACGUACCACCACCAUCACCACCACCCGAGCGCCUACUCGCCCUACGUGGGGGCCCCGCUGACGCCCGCCUGGCCCGCCGGACCCUUCGAGACCCCGGUGUUGCACAGCCUGCAGAGCCGCGCCGGAGCCCCGCUCCCGGUGCCCCGCGGCCCCGGCACAGACCUGCUGGAGGACCUGCCCGAGAGCCGCGAGUGCGUGAACUGCGGCUCCAUCCAGACGCCGCUCUGGCGACGCGACGGCACCGGCCACUACCUGUGCAACGCCUGCGGUCUCUACAGCAAGAUGAACGGCCUCAGCCGGCCCCUCAUCAAGCCGCAGAAGCGCGUGCCUUCCUCCCGGCGGCUUGGAUUGUCCUGUGCCAACUGUCACACCACGACCACCACUUUGUGGCGCAGAAACGCCGAGGGCGAGCCUGUGUGCAAUGCGUGUGGACUCUACAUGAAGCUCCAUGGGGUGCCUCGACCGCUUGCUAUGAAAAAAGAGGGAAUUCAAACCAGGAAACGAAAACCUAAGAACAUAAAUAAGUCAAAAGCUUGCUCUGGUAAUAGCAAUAAUUCUGUUCCCAUGACUCCAACUUCCACCUCUUCUAACGCAGAUGACUGCAGCAAAAAUACUUCCCCCACCACACAACCGGCAGCCUCAGGGGCAGGCGGCUCGGUGAUGUCCGGUGCCGGGGACAGCACCAACCCCGAGAACAGCGAGCUCAAGUACUCAGGUCAAGAUGGGCUGUACAUCGGCGUCAGCCUGGCCUCGCCGGCCGAAGUCACGUCGUCGGUGAGGCAGGAUUCCUGGUGCGCCCUGGCCCUGGCCUGAGCGGCCGCGGGGACCAGAGAGGACGCUGCCGGCCCGUGGGAUCGCCUUCAUGGAUCCUCUUGGCAAGCAGUCCGGACUGGGCCGAGGAUGCUGACCAGACUUCUUCCUCUGAUACAUGAUUUCUGUGCCUUUAUUUGAAAGAGAUGAAUCUCCCGAGAGGCUUGCUCUGCCUUGCCCCCGAGACCCUGUCUUGAAGACCCAGGGAGAAGAGGGACCGCCUCUCCAGGGAAGGACCGGGGCAGCCCACAGCCUCCUUGGCCACGGGGGCCACUUCCAGGCAGCUGGUCUCUGGGUCGGCCAGGGGAUUGGAUGUCUAUCGUGACACAUGCAGAAACCAGAACUACGCCCGGGGCCUUGCCUGCCAUGGAAUAUCGAAAGAGAUUUUUAAACCAAAGUUUUAUGUGUAUUGCCCCAAAUCAUGUGCUUCUUCUGAUCAGUUUUGGUUAUUCCAGAAUUUCUCCGCCCCUUUUCCACAGCCCCCUUCCCUGAUUUCCCACGAGUUCAUGGAGAAGAUCCUUCGUUUGGUACACACCUCCGGAGGCUGAGUCGGUUCUUGAGGUCUCUUCAAAAAUAUCACUCAGUUUGCAGGACUGCAUCGUAACUGUAACAUACACUGUGACUGACGUUUCUCAAAGUUCACAUUGUGCGACUGACCCGAAGUCAGUCCGAAUUUGUAAACAGGGUAGCAAACAAAAGAUAUUUUUCUUCCAUGUAAACAAUAAUUUUUUUUAAAAAGUGCAAUUUGCGUUGCAGCAAUCAGUGUUAAAUCAUUUGCAUAAAAGAUUUAACAACAUUUUUUAUAAUGAAUGUAAACAUUUUAACUUAAUGGUACUUAAAUAAUUUAAAAGAAGAAAAUGUAAACUUAGACAUUCUUAUGCUUCUUUUACAACUACAUCCCAUUUCUAUAUUUCCAGUUGUGAAAAAAAUAUUUCAAGAACAAAUCUUCUCUCAGGUAAAUUGCCUUUAUCCACUUGUUAAGAAUUUUUGUAUAAGAACAUCAGUAUCUCCCCUUUAUUUUACUGUGGAAUAUGUGCUGGAAAAAUGGCAACAAAACUUUACUACCUAACAGAUAACAUUUGUAAAUACUUUAGGCAUCUGUACACACCAUGAUGAAGUCUCUAUAGUGUGACUAACCCACAGGCAGGUUGGUUUACGUUAAUUUUUUAAAAAAUGGGAUGUCAUAUGGAAACCUAUUUCACCAGAGUUUUAAAAAUAAAAAGGGUAUUGUUUUGUCUUCUGUA